GCCUCGGCUGGCACGUUUUCGGCAUGGCUGUCUUUGCGGGCCCCGCCAAACCGCUGCUGUCGCUGAACCCGCAGGAGGACGCCAAGUUUAGCAAGGAGGUGGCUCAGGUUCGCCAGCGCGCGACUAAGCAACAGAAGCAAAAAAAAGAAAAACUUACUCCUGGAGUUAUUUAUGUGGGUCACCUGCCUCCAGCACUUUAUGAAACCCAGAUCCAAGCCUAUUUCUCCCAGUUUGGCACUGUUACAAGAUUCAGACUGUCCAGAAGUAAAAAAACUGGAAACAGCAAAGGCUAUGCCUUCGUGGAGUUUGAAUCUGAAGAUGUUGCCAAGAUAGUUGCUGAAACAAUGAACAACUACCUUUUUGGUGAAAGACUCCUGAAGUGUCAUCUUAUGCCACCUGAGAAGGUGCAUGAGGAGCUCUUUAGAGAGUGGCAUCUUCCGUUUAAGAAGCCAUCGUAUCCAGCAGUGAAGCGGUAUAAUCAGAACCGGACCCUUACCCAAAAGCUGCGCAUGGAGGAGCGAUUUAAAAAGAAAGAGAAAUUACUCAGGAAGAGACUAGCUAAGAAAGGAAUUGAUUAUGAUUUUCCUUCCCUGAUUUUACAUAAAAAGGAAAAAAGCAGUGCUUCAAACACUGAUCUUCAGAAAUCCGCAAAUAGCCAGGCUUUACCUAAGAAGAAGAAGAAGAAGAAGAAGAAGGUUUCAGUCACUCCUAACACUCCUGAGAAGACUGUGGAUAGCCAGGACCCCACACCAGUUUGUACACCAACAUUUUUGGAUAAACGAAAAUCUGAAGUGGCCGAAAUGAAUGAUGAUGAAGAUAAUGAAAUCGUUUUCAAACAGCCCUUAUCUGGCACAAAAGAAAAAACACAAGAGACUGAAACACCUAAACAGUCAAGGAAAAAAAGACAACGGAAAAGCAAUCAGUGAUUCUGAAUAUAUUAUGUAUAAUAUUUCUUCUGGAAAAUGUGAUUCUCUUAUGAGGGCUGAUACUUUGGUAUUUAACUAGAUACAGUGGAAUGCAACUGUUGAAAAGGUAAAUGGAAGAAAAUGUUGCUUCAGAUCAGUAAGGAAAGGAACAGGUAACUGGCUUGCCUGCCCGGGUGGGCACGGGCGGGCACGGGCGGGCACCCGUCUGGCAGCAGCCAGGUUCGCGCUGCCUCUGUCCCCGUUUCUCCAGUUUCCUUUGCAUUCGUAUCUGUCUUCAGUGACUCUGGAUAGAAGGGUCACCAUUAACUGCAGGUUUAAAUAUUAAACUGCUGUGUUUGUUAAAUAAAGAAAAUAAACCUUACUUGAGUGUCUACAAGGUUCUAAUGUUAAAUUAGGUUUUGGUAAGCUAGUAUGGAUUACUAACUGCCGUUUUGGAUCAGUAUCAUCAGUGUGGAAUUGUAUGUCAUGGUUCAAUCAGUGACCAACAAAUAAACUUUUUAAAUAAUGUAUUUGUAUACAAGUGGGACAUGGGUGUCUUGAAGUAAAAUAAUAGGUUUUCAUGUUCAGCAUUUUUAAGUUUCUGAUGCCCUUGAAAUGUGCUUUUGUAUUAGCUAAUCCAGAUUCAUUGAAAACUGCCAUCAAACAUUUUUAUCCAGUAUUUAUUAAAUCUUUAACAGGUAGUGGGUUAAGGUGGCUACAUUGUGCUACAAGGGUUUGUUGUGAUAGAGACCUUAUGUGGUUCUCAUUGCUUCGCACUGCAGGCAACACGCUGUGUGUGCCAUGUGUAUUGUUGUACGUGACUUACCUGUUUUUAUUACCAGUGACUACCUGUCAUGUCCAAAGAAGAGAAGAGCUUAUGCUCACAGUGGACUGGAUUUUAUCGAUUCCAGUGGCAACACGUGUCUAUUUUGCACUGACACCUCAGCUGUGCUGAAAGAAGACUAUGUUGACAGGACCAGACUAAGCACUCAUCACAAUAUUCCCAACUCACAAACCAACAGUCAGAAUAAUUUAGUAUUUUUAUUUCAUUGAUUUUUUU
This is a messenger RNA of Molossus molossus (Pallas's mastiff bat), 1965 nucleotides long. RefSeq names its product nucleolar protein interacting with the FHA domain of MKI67 (gene NIFK). The coding region runs from base 24 to 926 and encodes 300 amino acids. Gene Ontology annotation, molecular function: RNA binding. Lineage: Eukaryota; Metazoa; Chordata; Mammalia; Chiroptera; Molossidae. Gene Ontology annotation, biological process: maturation of LSU-rRNA from tricistronic rRNA transcript (SSU-rRNA, 5.8S rRNA, LSU-rRNA). Gene Ontology annotation, cellular component: nucleolus. The record is from RefSeq and is a predicted model, not a curated record. The transcript is spliced from 7 exons.